Molecule: messenger RNA, 2149 nt
Organism: Cuscuta europaea
Lineage: Eukaryota; Viridiplantae; Streptophyta; Magnoliopsida; Solanales; Convolvulaceae
Source: the annotation of a GenBank genome assembly
UGGGAAAAAAGGCAAGGGAGGGAAAGGUGGCUUCUUUCUUGGCUCCUUCAGCCCUCCAUUGAAGCAUCUUCACUAACUUUUUCUUUCUUAUGGACAGUUCCAUUCUAAUGCUACUUUUUCUGCCGUAUACCUUUUAUUGAAUUCUUGUUACUUUAUUACUGGAUUCUAAACUUAAAUCAAAUUUAUGAUUCUUGGUGCCAUUUCUUCAUAAACUCAUUUUCCUUCGUUCCCUGUAUUUAGCAUCCUCUCUUUCUUCUUUGGUUCGGAUCAAAGUUCUCAUCUUUCUUCACUUUACAUGUUCAAAAUUUAUGCUUUGUUUCCUAACCCCCUGAUCUUCGGGAAAUUUUAAAUUUUGGCUAAAUGGGAAUUUGCCAUGGGAAACCAUUUGAACCUCCACGGAGCUUCUUUGAGGACUCAACAAUUCCCAGUGAAAAUGAACAUGCAUUGAGCAGUACCCUCCAUACUGGGAAAACCCCAAGGUUCCCAUUUUACAGUCCCAGUCCACUGUUCAAUGCAUUCAAGAAUUCACCUUCCACUUCUACCCCUCUUCGAUUCUUCAAGAAGCCCUUCCCUCCUCCUUCACCAGCAAAGCAUAUCAGGGCAUUACUUGCUAGGAGGCAUGGUUCAGUGAAGCCCAAUGAGGCCACAAUCCCAGAAGGGAGUGAGUUUGGCAUUGGGUUGGACAAAAACUUUGGGUUUUCAAAGAAUUUUUUAAACCACUAUGAGAUUGGGGAAGAAGUCGGAAGGGGGCAUUUCGGGUAUACUUGUUCUGCAAAGGGAAAGAAAGGGAGCUUGAAGGGUAUGGAUGUUGCUGUCAAAGUCAUUCCUAAAGCAAAGAUGAAUACUGCUAUAGCUAUUGAAGACGUAAGAAGAGAAGUUAAUAUACUGCGUGCUUUAACUGGGCAUACAAACUUAGUACAUUUCUAUGAUGCAUACGAAGAUGAGAGCAACGUUUAUGUAGUAAUGGAACUAUGUAAAGGAGGAGAACUGCUUGACAGGAUUCUUUCCAGGGGUGGGAAAUACUCAGAAGAAGAUGCUAGAGCUGUUUUGGUUCAAAUUUUAAGCAUUGUAUCUUACUGUCAUCUUCAAGGAGUUGUUCACCGCGAUCUAAAGCCUGAGAAUUUUCUAUUCACAUCAAAUGAUGAGCGUUCUCCACUGAAAGCCAUUGACUUUGGACUUUCUGAUUAUGUAAAACCAGAUGAGAGGCUAAAUGAUAUUGUUGGGAGUGCAUAUUAUGUAGCCCCAGAAGUUUUACAUAGAUCAUAUGGAACAGAAGCUGACAUGUGGAGUUUAGGCGUUAUCGCUUAUAUUAUUCUAAGUGGAAGCCGGCCUUUCUGGGCACGAACGGAAUCCGGAAUCUUUAGGGCCGUUCUCAAAAUUGAUCCGAACUUUGAUGAAGCCACUUGGACAACAUUGUCCUCUGAUGCAAUAGACUUUGUCAAGAGAUUGCUGAACAAGGAUUACCGCAAGAGACUAACUGCAUCUCAGGCUCUGUGUCAUCCUUGGUUGGCUGGUCAUCAUGAUGUCAAGAUACCUCUGGAUCUGAUGAUAUUCAAGCUAGUAAAAAUUUACAUAUAUUCCUCAUCUCUCAGAAAAGCUGCAUUGAGAGCUCUGGCAAAGACAUUGACCAUACAACAAUUAAUUUACCUCAAAGAGCAAUUCACAUUGUUAGGGCCGAGCAAAAGUGGUUGUAUAUCGCUGCAAAAUUUCAAAACGGCUGUGAUAAAGAAUGCAACUGAUGCAAUGAAGGAUUCUGGAGUCCUGGAUUUCAUCAACACAGUAAGUUGUCUUCAGUACAAGAAGUUGGACUUUGAGGAGUUCUGUGCAGCAGCAAUAAGUGUCCAUCAGUUAGAAGCAAUCCAAAGCUGGGAACAACAUGCUCGUCGCGGCUAUGAGUUUUUUGAAAAGGAUGGAAACCGGAUUAUUGUUAUCGAUGAACUUGCAUCAGAGCUUGGAGUCGGCCCAUCGGUUCCGGUUCAUGUAGUUCUGCAGGAUUGGAUAAGACAAUCGGAUGGAAAGCUCAGUUUCUUGGGCUUUGUCAGGCUUCUCCACGGACUCUCAUCCCGUUCUCUCCAAAAGUCUUGAUUAUCCAUUUGCAUCUUUGGUCUUUUUUCCUGGAGUUUCAGUUUCUUCCAUUGUUCUAUUGCUG